Dendronephthya gigantea is the source of this 5704-nucleotide messenger RNA. Its product is annotated as scavenger receptor cysteine-rich type 1 protein M130-like. Gene Ontology annotation, molecular function: calcium ion binding. NCBI's taxonomy places the organism in Eukaryota, Metazoa, Cnidaria, Anthozoa, Malacalcyonacea, Nephtheidae. Gene Ontology annotation, cellular component: membrane. The record is from RefSeq and is a predicted model, not a curated record. The coding region runs from base 99 to 5471 and encodes 1790 amino acids. The transcript is spliced from 29 exons.
AUAAUAAUAGGAACACAAUUGUUCGCCAAACUGUCUCUCCUGUUAUUGUUGCUCAAUACAUCCGCAUCCAUCCGAAGACUUGGUAUAGGCACAUAUCCAUGAGGGUUGGUUUUUCUGGCUGUCUAAAAGAUUAUUGCUCAUCAAGUAAUGCUUGUCAUUCCAAUGCUCGAUGCAUCAACUCUCUUGGAUCAUACCAGUGCAUUUGUAACAGUGGUUACACCGGAAAUGGAACCAAUUGCGAAGAUAUAAAUGAAUGUGCUCUGCCCAUUUACACUUGUCAUCCAAAUUUAAAGUGCAACAACACGAAUGGAUCUUAUAUAUGCACAUGUGAUGGUGAACCAGCUGGAGACAACUCUCCUUGCUUAGAUGAAUCAGUGGGCAUUAGGUUAAGAGGACCAUUAAGUUCUAAAGGACGUGGACGUGUCGAAAUUUUCCAUGACGGAAGAUGGGGAACAGUUUGUGAUGACAAUUGGGACAUAAAAGAUGCAAGAGUUGUAUGCCGUCAGCUUGGUUAUUUAAAUGCUGUGAAUGCACUGCAAGGAAGUAACACGAUUUCCGGUUCUGGGCCAAUAUGGUUAGACGAGGUUUUCUGCGCAGGGAGCGAGCACAAUUUGUCCAGUUGCUCUCAUCGGGGAUGGGGGAACAAUGACUGCUCUCAUUCUGAAGAUGCUGGUGUAGAAUGUUCUUUCAAUGAUAUUGAUGAAUGCUCCUUGAAUACUCACUACUGCGCCAGUCAUUCCUACUGCGUAAACACUCACGGGAGUUUUUCUUGCGAAUGCAAAAAGGGAUAUACUGGAAACAACGUUACAUGCGUCGACAUCGAUGAAUGCUCGACAUUUGAUAACUGCCACCAAAAUGCUUUUUGUAACAACACAAUUGGUUCUUUUCACUGCACAUGCAACGAUGGAUAUACAGGAAAUGGAACUUUUUGUCAAGAUAUUGAUGAAUGUAUACAAUCAACGCACAACUGUAUGGCAAACUAUAACUGCACCAACACUGAUGGAUCUUAUCUAUGCACCUGUGAUAACCAACAUGCCACGAUUGGAUCAGCUUGUGUGCCGACAAACGUUAGGUUACGAGGCCUGUCAAGCCAGAAAGGUGUUGGACGGGUUGAAGUAUUUCGCAAUGGAACCUGGGGCACAGUCUGUGAUACAAAUUGGGAUUUAAAAGAUGCGAAGGUUGUAUGCCGUGAGCUUGGUUAUCUGAAUGCUGUUAGAGCUCUUCAAGGAGGACAAGUAUCACGUGGAUCUGGACAGAUAUGGCUGAAUGAUUUAGCUUGCACUGGAAACGAGCAAUUUCUUAACAAUUGUUCUCAUAACUUGGCGUUUCGUAGUAAUAAUUGCGACCAUUCCAGAGAUGCUGGAGUUGAAUGCACUUCAACAGUUGCCCGUUACAACACAUACCUUAUCAAAUCAAGUUCAUAUGGCUACUUGCGCCGUUUCGAUGAAAAUCAUCUGCAUUUCUCAAGACAUCCUGGUAAUCAUUUUCGUUUCAUCAAAGAAAACAUCCUGCAAGAAGCAAAUACUGGGAAAUGCGUUCACGCACGAAAUGAUCUUUUUGUCGGCCUUAGUUACCAUUGCGAUGGACCAACUGCCAGCAGAUGGCGGUACGAUUCUUUUGCGCGACAUUUAAAGCUUGUUAAUAAGUACCCAAAUUAUUGCGUAAGUCCUUGGCGCUAUUAUGGCAAACCUGGUCUUGAGGUUAGUCCUGGUGUGUCCCACGACUGCAACUCAUGGAACCGGAUGGCACUGGAACUAGACAUCGAUGAAUGUUCCUUGAAAUUAGACAACUGUGGCAAUAAUUCAAGAUGUAUUGACUCUCCUGGAGCAUUUUCCUGUGUAUGUCUUGAUGGUUAUUCCGGAAAUGGUAUAAUUUGCAAUGAUAUCGAUGAGUGUUCUACUUCCGCUCACAACUGUCACCCAAAGGCAAACUGCACCAACACUGAUGGAUCUUUUCUUUGUAUUUGUGAUAGUGAACAACCUGGAGAUAAGUCUUCAUGCAAAGGCAAAGAUAUCAGGUUAAUAGGACCAUUGAGUUCAAACGGCACUGGUCGUGUGGAAUUAUUCCACUCAGGAAAAUGGGGAACAAUCUGUGAUGAUGUUUGGGAUAUAAACGAUGCUCGUGUGGCAUGUCGUCAGCUUGGUUAUCGGUAUGCUCUAAAAGCUUUUCAAGGGGAAGAAGUUCCUUCUGGUUUCGGACAGAUUUGGUUAGACCAAGUUGCUUGUACUGGGAACGAGCAAAAUUUGACAAGUUGUCCUUCGAACGGCGUUGGACGUCAUGACUGCAGUCAUUCUGAAGAUGCUGGAGUACAAUGUACUUCGGAAGAUAUCGAUCAUUGUGCCUUAGAGCUGGACAAUUGCGAUAGCCAUGCUCAAUGCUCUAAAACCUUUCACGGAUUUUCAUGCAAAUGUAAUCAAGGUUUUACUGGAAGUGGUUUCAGUUGCACUGACCUCGAUGAAUGCUCGACAUUUGAUAACUGCCACCAAAAUGCUUUCUGUACCAACACAAUUGGUUCUUUUCAUUGUACAUGCAACGAUGGAUAUACAGGAAAUGGAACUUUUUGUCAAGAUAUUGAUGAAUGUUUACAAUCAACGAACAACUGUAUGGCAAACUAUAAUUGCACCAACACUGAUGGAUCUUAUCUAUGUACCUGUGAUAACCAACAUGCCACGAAUGGAUCAGCUUGUGUGUCGACCAACGUUAGGUUACGAGGCCCGUCAAGUUCGAAAGGUGUUGGACGUGUUGAAGUACUUCACAAUGGAAGCUGGGGCACAGUCUGUGAUACAAAUUGGGAUUUAAAAGAUGCGAAGGUUGUAUGCCGUGAGCUUGGUUAUCUGAAUGCUGUUAGAGCUCUUCAAGGAGGACAAGUAUCACGUGGAUCUGGACAGAUAUGGCUGAAUGAUGUAGCUUGCACUGGAAACGAGCAAUUUCUUAACAGUUGUUCUCAUCACUUGGCGUUUCGUAGUAAUAAUUGCGACCAUUCCAAAGAUGCUGGAGUUGAAUGCUCUUCAACAGUUGCCCGUUACAACACAUACCUUAUCAAAUCAAGUUCAUACGGCUACUUGCGCCGUUUCGGUGAAAAUCAUCUGCAUUUCUCAAGACAUCCUGGUAAUCAUUUUCGUUUCAUCAAAGAAAACAUCCUGCAAGAAGCAAAUACUGGGAAAUGCGUUCACGCACGAAAUGAUCUUUUUGUCGGCCUUAGUUAUCAUUGCGAUGGACCAACUGCCAGCAGAUGGCGGUACGAUUCUUUUGCGCGACAUUUAAAGCUUGUUAAUAAGUACCCAAAUUAUUGCGUAAGUCCUUGGCGCUAUUAUGGGAAACCUGGUCUUGAGGUUAGUCCUGGUGUGUCCCACGUCUGCAACUCAUGGAACCGGAUGGCACUGGAACUAGACAUCGAUGAAUGUUCUUUGAAAUUAGACAACUGUGGCAAUAAUUCAAGAUGUAUUGACUCUCCUGGAGCAUUUUCCUGUGUAUGUCUCGAAGGUUAUUCUGGAAAUGGUUUAAUUUGCAAUGAUAUUGAUGAAUGUUCUCUGUCUACUGACAACUGCCUUCCCAAUUCAAGCUGCGUCAACACGGCAGGAUCUUAUCGAUGUAUUUGUGAUGAUCGAGAAGUUGGAAAUGGGACUUCUUGUAAAGGAAAAGAUAUCAGGUUAAAAGGACCUUCAAUUUCAAAUGGAACUGGUCGUGUGGAGGUAUUCUAUAAUGGAGAAUGGGGGACAGUCUGUGAUGAUAAUUGGGAUAUAAAAGAUGCUAAUGUUGCAUGUCGUCAACUUGGCUAUUUGUAUGCUAUUAAAGCCCUUCAAGGGGGGAACAUUCCUUCUGGCUCCGGCCGGAUUUGGUCAGACGAGGUUGCUUGCACUGGAUCUGAGCAAAAACUGUCCAGUUGUGGUCGCCACGUUCGAGGGUGGGGGGUUCAUGACUGCUCCCAUGAAGAAGAUGCUGGAGUAGAAUGUAGCUCAAUAGAUGUAGAUGAAUGUUUGAGCGGUUCGUAUUACUGUGGCACACAUGCUAAAUGUAUCAACACUUUGGGGAGUUACAUAUGUCAAUGUGAAACUGGUUAUACUGGAAAUGGCUUGAUUUGCAAUGAUAUCGAUGAAUGUUUCCUGUCGUUGGACAACUGUCUGGCUGGCUCAAAUUGCACCAAUACUGAUGGAUCGUAUUUUUGCAGUUGCGACAGUGGACAUUAUUCGAAUGGAUCGGUUUGCCAUGCAAUGUCUGUCAGGUUACAAGGGCCAUCAAGUUUAAAUGGUUCUGGUCUCGUGGAGGUUUUCUACGAUGGACUGUGGGGAGCAGUCUGUGGUGAUGGCUGGGAUAGUAAUGCUGCUGAGGUUGUGUGUCGAGAACUUGGUUAUGCGCAUGUGUUAAGAGCUUUCAGACAAAAACUACAGAAUGUCUCAUCAACUAUGUCAUUCGAGAAAAUAUCUUGUGUUGGUAAUGAACAAAAUCUAACCAGUUGUUCGCACGAUGGUUCUGUAAACAAUACCUGUAGCCAUUCAGAGUUCGCUGCUGUGGAAUGUUUAAAAGAUAUAGAUGAAUGUUCUCGAGAUCUGGACAAUUGCGGUGAUAAUUCUCGUUGUGUUAACACAGUUGGAAGUUUUGAGUGCAUAUGUAAUCAUGGUUACACAGGAGACGGAGUUAAUUGCGAAGACAUUGAUGAAUGCCAUCUUUUGGUUGACAAUUGCCAUGAAAGCUCAACUUGCUCCAACCUCAAAGGAUCUUACGUUUGCACUUGCAAUAGUGGAUUUACUGGUGAUGGAACUGUUUGUCAAGAUCUUGAUGAAUGUUCCUUGUCGUCUCACAACUGCCAUGAAAACUCGCACUGCACGAAUGUGAAUGGAUCGUUCUUGUGCACUUGUGUGAAUGGAUACACUGGCAAUGGAAUUGUUUGCCAAGAUAUUGAUGAAUGUCUCCUGCCCACUAAUAAUAAUUGUCAGCAAAAUUCCAAGUGUACCAACUUUGGAGGAUCUUUCUCUUGCACCUGUAAUGAUGGAUAUACUGGGAACGGGGUUGUUUGUGAAGAUAUUAACGAGUGUGUCGAACAAGAGGUGUCUUGUGAUUCAAAUGCAGAUUGUUUAAACACAAAUGGAUCGUAUGAGUGCAGAUGUAAAGAGGGCCUCACAGGAGAUGGGUAUAAUUGUGAAGCACCGGCAGAAAAAGAAAUUCUUCACCGGAAAUCCGAAUCACCGGAAAACAAAUUUUUCUCCUUCCCGAACUUGGCUUAUAUCAUUGUUGGUCUAAUUUUAUUACUUGGAAUAAUACUUCUGGUAAUAUUGAUACGAAGACGACGUAGACGAUCGUACAGACCAUUCCCUGACAAUGAUAAUUUAGAGUUGAUGUUAAAAGACGAUUUUCAUCCUGGAAUUGGUGAUGACAAUAAGAAUCAAGGAUCACCUGAUAGCAAGGCCUUCAUAUCGAAUGACUGUGGUGGUUUACUUGAUCAGGAUGAACUCAAUCAUGCCACUGAAUGCUAAAGCAAUUAUGGUUAUAAAAAAGUGAUCAAUGAUAAUUAAUCCAAUUUUCAUUUUUAGAGAAGUAAAAUUUUGUUAUAAUUAUGCAUAACUAUAGUAAGACUAGUACAGUUCAUGAACUUGGUUUUCAUUACUUUUUAAUGCAAAUCAAUUUGCAAUAUCGUAUAUAGUUGCUCUUCUACUAAUUUUUCCUAAGUAAGCAAACCAUGGCAGUUAAACUCUGUCAAAUAUAAUAG